This is a messenger RNA of Desarmillaria tabescens, 639 nucleotides long. RefSeq lists its product as uncharacterized. The record is from RefSeq and is a predicted model, not a curated record. Lineage: Eukaryota; Fungi; Basidiomycota; Agaricomycetes; Agaricales; Physalacriaceae. Bases 1 to 639 code for a protein of 212 amino acids. The transcript is spliced from 10 exons.
AUGCCUCCCAAACCUCGAAAAACCAAAAAACUGAAAACACCUGCAACGGUGAUUGACUCAGAAUCCGAACUGAUGGACCUACCUGAACACGUUGACUCUGCAACUCCUCAAAAACGGUCUGUUAGAGACAAAGGGAUCACAAGACCAAUGGAUGAUCUAGGGGAACAACUUGUAUCGUCCUCUGUCGAACAUAUGGUUACAGAAGGGACUCAUGUUGACAUUACAACCGACAUAAACGGCACGACUAUGACCAAAGAUAUGAAUAAUCAGAACGUAUCUCCCACUGUUGAUGGGGGUAAAAUAGCAAGCAAUGUCCACCUCAAUGCUAUUAUUGAUAUAUUCAGAUCGGGAGAUGAGAUUGUCGGUAAUAUGGAUAAGAAGGUGGCAUCCAAGUUGGCAUCUGUCGAAAGACCAUCUGAUAAAAAGGACUCUUGUAAUGACAACAACGUUAAGGUUAUUUAUAAGCCCGGGACCAAAUUCUCUAACAAGAAAAUUUUGAAAACAAAUUUGUAUGAAGAUAACGGCGAUCCAAAUGACUUUGAUAAUGACUCAGUCAAAACCAAGAAUGAUAAACUGGCUACUCCGUCUGGGUACUGUCUCUUGUUCGUAUACGCUGAUGUGCUCGGUAACGGCGAGUGA